Molecule: messenger RNA, 2813 nt
Organism: Colossoma macropomum (tambaqui)
Lineage: Eukaryota; Metazoa; Chordata; Actinopteri; Characiformes; Serrasalmidae
Product: immunoglobulin lambda-1 light chain-like
Exons: 4
Coding region: 58-795 (245 amino acids)
Source: RefSeq, a predicted model, not a curated record
CUCUCUCCUCUCUUCAUCCUCCACUCUGUUCAUCACUCUGCUGAUCACACAGACAACAUGCUGCCAACCCUCUGUGCUCUCCUCCCUGCUCUGACAUGGGUCAGUUCACAGAAAGUUCUGACACAAACCCCUUCAGUACCAACUGACCAGGGCAGAACUAUCAGCCUGGACUGUAACAUCGCAAAGGAUGAAAGCAACUAUGUCUCCUGGUAUAAACAGAUUCCACAAGCAGCUCCUCAGUUUGUGUUGAGAUUUUAUCAUUCUCACAGCUCUCCUAAUCAAUAUGGAGAUAAUUUUCCAUCUUCACGCUUCACAUCUAAAGCUUCUUCGAGCAUCGAUUACCAGUUAAUAAUCAAUAAUGUGGAGGUAGGAGACUGUGCAGUGUAUUACUGUGGAACGUGGGACGACUCCUUUAGAGGCGCAGUAACACACACUGUGGUAUUCGGCCAAGGAACAAAGCUGAUCGUCACUGACUCUGCUCUCCCGGCUCCUGUUCUGACCAUCUUCCCUCCAUCCAGUGAAGAGCUGAAAUCUAACAAAGCCACUCUAGUGUGUUUGGCCAAUGACAUGUCAAGUGGUUUUGCUGAUGUGCGUUGGCUGGUGGACAGAAACCCGAUCAGCAGUGGAGUGACCACUGGCUCUGCAGAGCAGCAACCCAAUAAGAAAUUCAGACUGAGCAGCUAUUUGACCAUUGAGAGAUCAGAGUGGGAUAAAGAUAAAGCCAUAACAUGUGAAGUGUCUGCUGCCUCAAAAGCCACAACUAAAGAGAUUAAGAAGUCUGAAUGCAGCGACUGAACCUGAUCACAUCUGAUACAUUUUCAUUCUUUUCACGCAAACUAACAGUUACUACUUGGCAGAGCUUCAUAGAAACAGUAGUUUAAUGUGUAGUGAAAGAUGCUGAUUUCAUUAACUACAACUGGAUCAUCUCCUGCUUAUGGAGUCAUUUGACUUUUAUGUUUAUGAACAAAGCUGUUUGAUGAACUUUAAUAAAAUGCAUAACUAAAAAACUUUGUUGUCCAUUUUUCAUGGUGAUGGAGAAACAGUAUGAUGUUCUAGACAUUAAAUCAGAGAGACUUCAGCACAGAACCAGCAUAAUGAAACAAAUGUAGCUGUAAAGAAUAACAGUGAGAACGACUAAAAGAGUGAAACAGGUUUAUACAGCAUUAUAAAAUGAUCAGAUUUUAUUCUGGCUGUAUAGUGAACAGAGCUUUGGAGACUCAGUUACAAGGAGAUGGUGUGAUAUCUAUGGUUACUGAUGAUGUAAAAGGAUGAUCUAAAGCAGAUCAGAGUCAGUGAUCACUGUCUAGACAAGUGUAGUAAAGAGAGUGAAUUCUAAUGGAAUUCUCCUAUGAGAGAUUCAGAUCUUGAGGCUUAAACUAAACUGAACAAGAGCUAAAAGACUGAAGUUCAGAUCACAACACUGUGGAGCUUUUACUGAAGUUUUACUGGCACUGACACAACAGAUACACACACUAAAAUAUGAGAGAAAGUGAAGGAGCUCAUAGAGAUGUGUGUGAGUGAGGAGAUUUCUCAAAGGAAGCGGUUCAAAUGGAAAUCUGCAGACAGCAAGAAGAGAUAAAGGUGGAAAAUGACUCCUACAGAAUGAUGAACAGAUGAUGAGGCUGAUUAGUGGAAGAGGUUUCAGACUAAAUUACAGUGAGAUAUUGUGUGUUUAUCAUCAGUGUUGAUGCCACUGAAAAUGUAUGUGGUUGAUUUAAAAUAUAUCAGAGUUUCUGAUCGAUGUGCAGUCAGUUGUAACUAAAGGAGUGAAUAAAUAAGGCCUCGUAUGGAGGGUGGAGUAAAGUGGAUGUGGAGCAGGAUUUGGGAAUGUUGUGUAGAGCGCCAUCUGUCAGCAGAAGCGUAAACUGCAGUCUACUGUUCAGCAGGAGAGAGGAUCACUCAGUAGGGCAAGAAGACCAGAGUUUGAUGAGUUUCAGUGACAUUUUGGUGGAUUUGUACUUUUCUAAGUAUUUUCAAGUGAUAACACUCUUAAUUGCACUGACAUAUUAGUCAAUAAUGGAGUUCAAUUGUUUCUAAGUUCCAUUUUAGCCCUUCACACAUAGUUCCUCAUUUCUUUUUGAGUUUAAUUUCAUUCUGUUCUGUUGGUGAGAGUUUCUGUUGUGCUGUUACUCACAUUUUUUUUUCUUAUUGAAUUAAAUCAUAAUAUUUCUACAGCACUUUGAAUUUCUUAAUACUGUUGAACACAAUGCUUGAAUGAUGAUGCUGUUUUAAUGAAUCAGAUUUUUGUUUCUAAUUUUUCUUCUCCUGUUUUCUCUGUGUUAAAGUGAGUGUGAGAGGAGAGACUGUAGGUGGCAGUGAAAGAUCAGAGAGAGCUGAACUGACGUGGAGAUUUCCCCAAGACGAUUCAGUCCACUAAUCAGUGUGAACCUCCUCUCUCACUCAGGAUACACCUGCUGCACCACUCUGUCAUUUUAGUUCUGUGUAAAUGAGGACGUUUCUCUGCAUCACAUCAGAAUUAGACACAAACAAAUGUAGUCAUUUCAGAAUAACAGAGAAACAAAUGCAGUAUGUAUAAAAAAUGCAUUUCCAUACAAAAUAAUGAAUAAUACUAAUACAUUUUAAACAAUGCCAUGUGAAGAAAAUUAGUUAUAAUUGUUUUACUGUGAAUUAAACAAAAAAUGUAAAUAUUAAAUACAAGUAUUCCAUAAAGGUGUCAAGAUUAUCAGUGUGCUGAUGGUGUGUUAGUAGACUUGCAAAUGUUUAACAGAUAUUUGUAGAUGAUUUAUCGAUGUAUUUUCUAGGAUAUCAAUUUGAUAUUGUGAUAUAACACUGAUAAAUGUGUUUUUACUACA